Messenger RNA from Aegilops tauschii subsp. strangulata, 1918 nucleotides. Its product is annotated as amino acid transporter AVT1A-like. The record is from RefSeq and is a predicted model, not a curated record. Gene Ontology annotation, molecular function: L-amino acid transmembrane transporter activity. Lineage: Eukaryota; Viridiplantae; Streptophyta; Magnoliopsida; Poales; Poaceae. Gene Ontology annotation, cellular component: vacuolar membrane. Gene Ontology annotation, biological process: amino acid transmembrane transport.
GCAUUUCCCUCCUACUAGUAGAAUUUCUUUCUCCAAUCCCGUCUCCCUCCUCUGCAUCUCUCCCGAAAUGUUGAGUCUCGUCUCGUCCUGCUUCGGUUAGAUCUCUGCCACGAGAUUCGCAGCCCCGAAGGAUUCCCCAUCCGUCAUCCGUGUACGUAGUUGGCCGGCGAGAUUGGCGGCGGCGAGGCACCGGAAGGAGGAGGACGACGAGAUGCUGCUGGGGGACGGCGACAUCGAGGAGAGCCCCCGUGAGAGCUUCCACGACGGCGAUGGCGACGGCGAGCUCGUUCGAGUCCCGUCGGUGGCCGCACAGUUAACUGGAAACAACAGACACUUACACGAUUGCUGCAUCUCCCAUCUUGGGUUACCUGGGUCCUUCGAUGAGCACAUACUCAAUUGAUGACGGUCGCAGUGGUCUGGCUUCUGACCUCAAGUUGCCUUUUAUCUUGGAUAAACUAGAACCUGUCGAGAGCCCACGGAGACAUCUUCUUGGGUCGGUUCAAGAUGAGGACCUCUCGUUUCAGUAUACCAAAGAGAUCGACGUCCGUCAAGGGUGCAGCGUAACACAGACAGUCUUCAAUGGUAUUAACGUACUGGCUGGUGUUGGCCUUCUUUCCACUCCGUCUACAAUUCAUGAAGCUGGAUGGGCUGGUCUUGCAGUUCUGUCUGCUUUUGCAAUUAUUUGCUGUUAUACUGGAGUUCUUCUCAAGCAUUGUUUCGAGAGCAAAGAUGGCAUUUCAACCUAUCCAGACAUUGGGGAGGCUGCCUUUGGGAGGAUUGGCCGCUUGAUCAUAUCUAUUAUUUUGUAUACCGAGUUAUAUUCAUAUUGUGUGGAAUUCAUUAUUCUGGAAGGUGAUAAUAUCACAUCAAUCUUUCCUGAUGUUAAUCUUACUUUGUUCGGGAUUCAUGUUGAUAGUAGACAUUUCUUUGGAAUUCUAACUGCUCUUGUAGUCCUGCCCACAGUAUGGUUGCGAGAUCUUCGAGUGCUAUCAUUCCUUUCAGCGGGCGGCAUUAUUGCAACUCUUGUGGUUUUUGUAUCUGUUGCUCUAGUUGGCACCACUGAAGGUGUAGGGUUCCAUCCGACUGGGGAAGCAGUCAAGUGGAGUGGGAUGCCCUUUGCUAUCGGUGUUUAUGGUUUCUGCUACUGUGGGCAUUCGGUAUUUCCGAAUAUCUACCAAUCAAUGUCUGAUCGCACAAAAUUCACCAAGGCACUCUUUAUAUGCUUCACAAUUUGCACAGCAAUAUAUGGCUCGUUUGCUAUUAUUGGCUAUCUCAUGUUUGGUGACAAGACGUUGUCGCAAAUAACUUUGAAUCUUCCAAAAGAGUCAUUUGCCUCAAAAGUUGCUCUGUGGACCACGGUGAUCAACCCUUUCACUAAAUUUGCCUUGUUGUUAAACCCAGUGGCUCGGAGUUUAGAAGAGUUGCGCCCUGAAGGAUUUUUGAACGAAACAAUCUGCUUUAUUAUACUGAGGACAAGCCUUGUGGCGUCAACUGUUGUGAUUGCCUUUCUUCUUCCAUUCUUUGGUUUGGUGAUGGCUCUGAUUGGAUCCCUGCUCAGUAUACUUGUGGCAGUCAUAAUGCCCGCCUUGUGCUUCUUGAAGAUCACACAGAAUAAAGCCACACGUACGCAGGUGAUUACAAGCGUCGCCAUAAUAGUGGUUGGAGUCAUCAGUGCCGCCCUCGGAACCUACUCCUCGGUGGCCAGCAUAAUUGGAUACUACUGAUUCUUCCAAGGCAAUCUCUUCAACAACUCUCAGUGCCGUCACUCUUGCCAAGAGUUUUUGCUGUGUAUCAUCGAAUUUUACCGUGCUCUAUGUACAUCCUUCGACCUAGUAUAGUCGAUUUAUAAAGACUGCAUCUCUAGUAACAAACUAACAAUGCAUUACUGUUACCAUUUAGCUGCUGCUAUAUCAUUUGG